AUGACUGACUGCAAGAACAGACAGGUACGCGUACAUUUCUGUUGCCUUUCCCUCCACCGAUCCGCCCUCUGUUGGCAUCUGCACACCCGACUCUGUAUGCAUAUCCAGUGGCCAACUCUUUGCCCUCCACCCCGCGCCUCUCUUUUCCCUCACCCCCCCCCACCAACCCCAUUUCUUGCCAGCCUUAUGCCUAUACGUUACAUAAUCAAUAAACGCGAAAUCCCCUUCUGGAGGUGGGGGUCUGUUGCUCUUUUCUCUUUCUUUCAUUCUUUCUUUCUUUUUUUUUCUUUCUUUCAUUCUUUCACUGAAAACAUUUCUCAGCGUCACCUUCCUUCCUUCCUCUCUUCCUUCCUUCCGUCGUUCCUCCCUUCCUUCCUUACUAACUUCUUUCUUUCCUUUCUUUCUUUCUUUCUUUCUUUCUUUCUUUCACUGGGACCAUUUCUCAGCGUUGUCUUUCUUUAUUUUGUCACGUUUCUCAUUUUCUUCUUUCAUCAUUCUUUCCCUUGUCAUCCUUAUUUAUUUUUUAUCUGCUUGAUUUGCUUGCCAGCUUUUCUACACAAUUUCUUUCCUUUAUUAUUUUUCAUUUUUCAUUCCCCCUUUUAUUCUAAAUAUUCAUCCGUUUUUUUUUUUAUUAUUUCUUUUAUUGCAACCAUUUCUCAGCAUCGUCUUUCUUUCUUCCUUUCUUUUUUAAUCCUUCCCCCUUCCUUCCUUCCUUUUUUUCUUUCUUUCUUUUUUUUAUUUCUUUCAGUGGAACCAUUUCUCAGCGUCGUCUUUCUUUUUUUCAUUUUUUUUCAUCCUUCCCCCUUCCUUUCUUUCUUUCUUUCUUUUUUUUCUUUCUUUCAGUGGAACCAUUUCUCAGCGUCGUCUUUCUUUUUUUCUUUCUUUUUUCAACUUUCCCCCUUCCUUCCUUCCUUUCUUUCUUUCUUUCUUUUUUUUCUUUCUUUCAGUGGAACCAUUUCUCAGCGUCGUCUUUCUUUCUUACUUUUUUUUUCAUCCUUCCCCCUUCUUUACUUUCUUUCUUUCUUUCCUUCUUUCUUUCCUUCUUUACUUCCUGUCUUUCUUUCAGUGGAACCAUUUCUCAGCGUCGUCUUUCUUUUUUUUUCUUUCUUUUUUUCAUCCUUCCCUUUUUCUUCCUUCCUUUCUUUCUUUUUUCUUUCUUUCAGUGGAACAAUUUCUCAGCGUCGUUUUUCUUUCUUCCUUUCUUUUUUCAUCCUCCCCCACUUCCUUCCUUCCUUCCUUCCUUCCUUCCUUCCUUCCUUCCUUCCUUCCUUUCUUUCUGUCUUUCUUUCUUUCUUUCUUUCAGUGGAACCAUUUCUCAGCCUAGUCGUUCUUUUUUCUUUCUUUCUUUCAGUGGAACCAUUUCUCAGCCUAGUCUUUCUUCCUUUCUUUUUCAUCCUUCCCCACUUCCUUCCUUCCUUCCUUCCUUCUUUCCUUUCUUUCUUUCUUUCUUUCUUUCUCUCUUUCUUUCAGUGGAACCAUUUCUCAGCCUCGUCUUUCAGUCUUACAUUUGUUUUACUUUACUGA
This is a messenger RNA of Acanthosepion pharaonis, 1524 nucleotides long. NCBI's taxonomy places the organism in Eukaryota, Metazoa, Mollusca, Cephalopoda, Sepiida, Sepiidae. The record is from the annotation of a GenBank genome assembly.